UAUCCAUGCAGUACAUGUAUUUAGUACAGUGGAAAGAAGAGAAAAGAAAGAGAGCCAUCUUCGAGUCGAGUCGCCUGCUUGCAUUGUAUGUCCUAUAGCAUAUUUAUAGCCUAGAGAGUAAGAGUGAUCUUCAAGUGCUUCUUCUUGCUGCAGUACGGUUGUAUUAUCAGUGACGCCUUGGCAAUGGAGCCUUCAGACGAGAAAAUAUUGGAAUCAGUGAGAGACAUUCUCAAGGAUGCUGAUCUUAACACGAUAUCUGCCAAGAAAGUGCGCAAGAUGCUCGAGGAACAAUUCGGCGUGGACCUUACAGAGAGAAAGGCAUCAAUCAGCACCAUGACCCUGGAUGUUGUAGAGGAACUGAAUGCAGCAAAUCAAUCGGAGGACGAGGAACAAGAGGAAUCAGCUGACGAGAGUGAAGAAGAUGAAGUGGAGGAUGUUAAGCCUGCUGUCAAGCGGAAACGUAGUACGAGCAGUGUCAGCCCAGCCAAGCGUUCCAAGCAAUCUGCGCCCGAUAGUCCUCUCAAGCGAGCCUGUGCGGCCAAGCCGAAGAGUCGGAGAGUAAAACGCGACGAAGACGGCGAGGAGAAAAAACGCUCCGGUGGAGCAUACAGUAAGGUUCUCGAUUUGUCGCCGGAGUUGGCAGAACUAAUGGGUGCAGACAAGAUGAAACGCUCAGACGUGGUCAAGCAGAUGUGGGCCAUCAUUAGAGAGAGAAAUCUAAAGGACCCGAAGGAUGGUCGCUAUCAUAUCUGCGACGAUCAGCUCUUCAAGGUGUUCGGUGUGAAGCGAGUUCAGACAUUUGGUAUGCUCAAGUACCUGAAGAAGCACAUGACGUGAUGGCCGCAAUCUCCACUCUGGGGGGCACAGCGCCCAACCUAUGAUUCUUUGAAAUCUCCAUGGCAAUGGCAGCAGCAGCUUGGCUCCUCACUAGCGCCACGAUCAACGAAGUCGACCCAGUGUGUUAGGAUGUGUGUACCUCGGUAUGCAGCACCCCGCACCUGUUUUGCUGAUCUGCACCCGUUCCGAACGCUGCAUUGAGUUACAGCAGGCGACACUGCUUGCUUUUCUCAAGCACUACUGCUACCACGGGAGAGAACUUUCAAUCUCGAUUGCUAUCAAGUACCAGCAACCUUUGGAUUAUGUUGUCGAGUUCCACUUCCUGAGGAUGCCUGCAUGCUCGUGUGUGAUUUGUAGUUUCGUAUGAAGCAGCAAACUGCUCUAUUGUUGCAGUAAGUGCCUCUCCUUGUCCGCUGUGCGUUGCCUCUGCUAGAGGCAUUAUCUCGUGCACAUGGCUGUCUGUCUCCCCCGCCCCCUCAUAACUCAGUACAUACACGUCAAUGCUUCCGCUGGACUGUCAAGAUAGUUGUAAAUGGCAACGAUCACAUGUCUCGUCCAUUGGCCAUCAGUCCGAACCACCCCAAUAUGUUGCUAGUUUCAGUUCCUAUUUAUCGCACCUUGAUUGUUCCUGCUGGGUCCCAGCAGCAUCAUCGAUGGUAAUAUUGGUGUUGUGUUGGGUUUGUGACUUGUCUUGUCAUUGCGGUCAUUUUCAGCUAUGUUUUACAUAGAUAUGCUUAUUUCGGCUCUUUCAGCUUUCUACUCAGAGCAUGGUUGUACUUUUGUUUUGUAGUACGGUAGUUUCAAUUCCCUCAACUAAAGAAAUAUAGAUAACAGAACUUAACAGAACAAGUUCUGGUAAGAACUAA
This is a messenger RNA of Sycon ciliatum, 1703 nucleotides long. RefSeq lists its product as uncharacterized. The transcript has 9 exons. The record is from RefSeq and is a predicted model, not a curated record. Bases 184 to 837 code for a protein of 217 amino acids. Gene Ontology annotation, cellular component: nucleus. NCBI's taxonomy places the organism in Eukaryota, Metazoa, Porifera, Calcarea, Leucosolenida, Sycettidae.